AUACUCAUUCGAACAUUACUCGACCUGACAUUUACUUAGUGUAGAGCGGAUAUGGGUAGGGGUGGGCCAUGGGGUGAGUUGGGUGGGGUUCGGUCUCAAAUCGACCCACCCGCUUACUAGCGAGUUGGUAUUGUGACACGCUAUGUACCCACAUUCUUAUGCGAGUUGGGUUGGGUAGGCGGUGGAUGAGUGUGGUUGGGUGGUGAGUAAUUAACAAGCAAAAGCAAUUCUCCAAUUGGUCAUUAAGAAAGUUUCUUGUAUAUUUGUAAGAUUGUAUCAAUCUAGACACUUAUCACUUUGUCUCAUGUGAAUCAAUGUAGUAUUUGCAUAAAAAAAUUCAAUACUCCAUCAACCAAUUAUGUAGCGAUCUCCAAUUGUAAUAUUGGCAUUUUGUGACUUUAACAACAACAACAAAAAAUUAUGAUUUGCAUCCAAUAUCUAAUUGAUAUCACGCAACACAAUAACCAAUGAUAGUAGUCCAAAAUAUUCUUCAUUCUCCAUUUUUAGAAGUAGAUGAUCAGUGUGCAGUGCAGUUAAAAUAUAUGAUGAAUAUUCGAUAGCAUAAGAAACAACAUUUGUCAUGUGAUAAUACAGUGCGGAUCAUUCGGAUGACCCGCAAUCCACCCACUCACAUAAGUGUUGGUAGAAGAUUUAUCAAUUCUCAGUUCAUCCACAUCAAUCGCCCAAUAAUUAUGAUUCAACUAAUUUACAGAUGAACAGAUAUCAAUCCACGGAUUAACCACCCAAGUCCCCUCCAUGGGUUAUUGAGUUACCUAUCGAAUUGUCAUCACUAAUUUGUUGGACUGUUAGUUAUCUAAUUCACGGCUCGAUGAUAAAGUGGCAUGUCAUUAUCUCUCUGUUGCUGUUUACAGUAAAGCCAGCCUAGACCUGAAAAACCGACACUGGGCCACAGCCCCACUCACCGUCGUCCCGCUCCAAAAAACGUCAAACGAAUCGUUGAAAUUUCUCCCUACUUAACCAGAGCAGAAAAAUCCCCAAUCCAAAUCACCAGAAACAGUGAUAAUCCAAUCCAAUCAUGGCACCUCCACCGAUCGCUUCUCCGUCUCCGCAUACUAGAAAGUCGCCGCCACCACCGCACGCGGAAUCCCCUCUCUUAUUAUCUUCUCCACCACCAUCCCCUUUUCCAGUCAUUCCUUCUGCCAUGGCUGCUCAAGCUCAAAUUUGAAAGCAGUAGAGGGAAACAAACCUUCCCCCCCUUUUCUAUUAUGGAGUUCACAGCUCUCCUUCUUCUUCUACUCUCUAUUUUCACUCCGUCCUCGGCCUUCGUCCCGACGGACAACUACCUCCUCAACUGCGGCUCCACCGCCAAUGCAACCCUCGACGACAGGGUCUUCGCCGCCGAUUCGGCUUUCCUCGCCGCCGACCGCUCCACUCCUCUCGCAAACCAAAACCCAUCACCCAGUUCGCCGGAACUCUACGCUACAGCUAGGGUUUUCACUUCCGCUUCGGGGUACAAGCUCAACAUCAGGCAGAACGGGACCCACUUGGUACGCCUCCAUUUCUCCCCGUUCCCUUCUCCAAAUUUCAACCUCUCCGCCGCCAAGUUCACUCUCCUGCUCAACGGCAACUCCGUGCUGAGAGAUUUCAGCACCGAGGUGCUCGUAAUCAAGGAGUAUUUGUUUGGAAUCGACGGCGAGGAGCUGGAAAUCCUGCUCCGGCCCGCUGCCGGCGGGUCCAAUUUCGGGUUCGUUAACGCAAUCGAGGUUUUCUCCGCUCCCAAGGACCUCAUAAUCGACCGCGGAGCUCGAAUCGUGAGCCCUAACGCCAUCGGUGAAUUCGACGGCAUGUCGUCGAGGAUUCUGGAGAUGAUUCAUCGAAUCAACGUCGGAGGGUCGAAAAUGACGCCGUUUAACGACACCCUCUGGCGGACUUGGGUCCCCGACGAGGGAUUCCUCGUCCUGAAACCGGCGGCGAAGAAGGUCGUGUCGACGCACCCGCCGAAUUACCAGGCCGGCGGAGCCACGAGGGAAACGGCGCCGGAUCACGUGUACAUGACCGCGCAAUCGAUGAACAGGGGAAACGCAAUUCUAGGUGCCAAGUUCAACAUCAGCUGGAAUUUCCCGGUGGGCUCGAGCGGCGUCCAGCACCUGGUCCGUCUCCAUUUCUGCGAUAUCGUCAGUACAGGUCUCAACUUGUUGUAUUUUAAUGUCUAUUUGAACGAUCUCGAAGCUUACAAAGAUAUGGACCUGUCGUCGCUCACUUUCCACGAGCUGGGCUCUCCAAUGUACGUGGAUUUCGUCGCUGACUCUGACGAUCUGGGGAAGAUGAGGGUCAGCGUUGGACCUUCUGAUCUCAGCACUUCGACACAUGUAAAUGCGAUCUUGAAUGGGGUUGAGAUUAUGAAGAUGGUGAAUCUGGCCGCUUCAGGAAGCGUGUCUAGCGAAAAGAAGAAGAGAAGAACUUGGAUUAUAGUGGGUUCGAUUUUGGGAGGAGGGUUUGGGUUACUCCUUUUGGCUGGAUUGAUGGUCCUUUUAGCUUGCAGAUGCAGGAAGAAGAAGCAAAUGAAGAACCCUCGAUCGAGACGAACGGAAAGCUCAGCUUGGACUACACUGCGUGGGGUCCAAGGUAGCUCGCGCAGCAGAAUGACGGAGCUCACAAUUACAGGUUCCCCAGCCGGAAAUGGCUACCACAACUUGAGAAUCCCUUUCGCGGAAGUCCAAUCCGCGACCAACAAUUUCGACAAGAACUUGAUCAUCGGAAUGGGAGGAUUCGGAAUGGUGUACAAAGGUGUACUCAAAGAUGCAAACAUUAAGGUUGCAGUCAAAAGAGGUGUCCCGGGGCAUCGCCAGGGACUCCCCGAGUUCCAAACCGAAAUCACCGUCUUAUCCAGGAUUCGCCACAGACAUCUUGUUUCCCUCGUGGGUUAUUGUGAAGAACAGUCAGAGAUGAUUCUGGUGUAUGAGUACAUGGAGAAUGGACCCUUGAAGAGCCAUUUGUACGGUCAGGGCCAAGCUACCUUGACGUGGAAGCAAAGGCUGGAGAUAUGUAUCGGUGCAGCGAGGGGGAUACAUUACCUUCACACGGGGUUCAUCCCGGGGAUCAUCCAUCGAGACAUCAAGUCGACGAACAUCCUGUUGGACGAGAACCACGAGGCUAAAGUCGCGGACUUUGGGCUCUCGAGGGCAGGGCCGUGCCUGGACGAGACCCACGUGAGCACCGGGGUGAAGGGCAGCUUCGGGUAUCUAGACCCCGAAUACUUCAGACGACAGCAGCUGACUGACAAGUCUGAUGUUUACUCCUUCGGUGUUGUGAUGUUGGAAGUUCUCUGCGCCAGGCCAGCCAUCGACCCUUUGCUAGCGAGGGAGCAAGUGAACCUGGCCGAGUGGGCGUUGCAGUGGAAGCAGAGCGGCAGGCUCGACCAGAUCAUCGACCCCAAACUUCGAGGGCAGAUCAAGCACCGCUCGCUCGAGAAGUUCGUGGAGACCGCGGAGAAGUGCUUGGCGGAGUAUGGAGUGGAUCGCCCCAGCAUGGGAGAUGUGCUGUGGAACCUGGAGUACGCGCUUCAGGUUCAGGAGUCUGGAUCUUUGCGUGAAGAUAGUAACGCAAACGGCGACCCGGUAAUGGUGGUGGGGAAUGGUGAUAGGAGUGAAGAGAAUUGCAGCUCUGAAGCAUCCACAGCUCUGGUUUUCUCCCAGCUCGUGACUAAUGAAGGCAGGUAGUGUUUGUGAUUUGGGAAUUUUUAUUUUUCGAGAGGUUUGUUUCUGUGCCAUGAGGAGCUCAAUGGGUUUGUUGUAGGAUUUCACACUUAGUUAGGCUUGAGUGAGUAUUGUAUUGUGAGUUUGAUUGAUGUACACAGUGAAAUUGUAAAUGGAACUUUAUCAGAAGGAUCGAAGUUUCGGUUCACUGAAAUAUUAAAUUGCAGCAGCAGGGCUUCAUGCCGGAUAUCCAGAGUAUCAUCUCAUAGAGAUUUCCAAUCCAGUAGCCGGAUUAUAUAUAGCUAAAUGGAUCGGGUCGGGUCACAAUGGUGUGGGCUAUGGUGGGUGGUGGAUCGGGUCAUAAUGAAUUGGCCUUAGGAAUGGCAAUAGGCAGGUCCGGGACGGGUUUUUUGGUACCCAGACCCAUUCUAUGGCAGGUUGGGUUCAGAUUGGGUAAUUUAUUACGGGUCGCGGGUCGGGACUUGGUAGGCCAUGACUAGGGCCCAUGACUUGUUGGAUCACCAUGGGUUGAGUUAUGGUGAGUUAGUAGAUGCGUGAGAAUCAAACCAAACCCAAAAAUUAAUAUCAAACCAAACCGGUUAUCACCCUACCCAAUUUGACGUGGCAGUUUGCUUGGAAUAAUAAUUGAUUGAAAACAUGCGUGAUGGGCCGGCCGACAUGGGCCGUCGCUCUCAGGUUGUCCGUAUCCCAGUGGGUCUGAUCCUAUAACCAGCAACCACGCUAAAAAAAUUUGAAAAACCAUAGUGAUACAGCUGGAAGACCACCCAUCCCCGCAACACUUUAAUUGUUUUAAUUUUUUAUUAACAUCGUUACACAGUUAAAAUAUCACUUCCUUGAUUUAAACUCUUACUUACUGUUCACUUCCAUUUUUGUUUCCUGUUUCUGUUUUCAUGUAAUAAAUUUGGCAACCGAAAUGAGAAAACUUGUUUAUUUUUCAUUCUGUUUUCUAUUCGUUUCCAAUUAUGAAAACAGAAAGUGGCAACUUCCUGCUGUUUUCGGAAAUGACAAAAUGUUGUUUUCACCUGUUUUCAACAUCUGUUUUCUCAAAAACAGGAAACAGAAAUGAAAGUAAAACCCGAAGUCGUAGAAUCUUAGGAGUCGUUUGGAUGGAGUAUUUGUAUGAGUUAUUUGGGUUCAAAUAACUCACAAUGAGUUAUUUGGAUGCAAAUAACUCGUUUGGCAGCGUUUUAGCGAAAUGAGUUAUUUGGAUAGUGAGUUAUUUACAAAUAACUCAAAACGAGUUAUUUGAAAUAACUUAUACUCAUGUGUUAUUUCGAAAUAACUCGUUUUAUCACUAUGCUUUUACCAAAUACCACAUGUCAAAUACCACAUUUGGAUGGUUCAACCAAACGAGAUACUUUAUUUCAAUUACCACUAAAAUAACACUGAAAUACCACAUGAGCAAUAAAUGAGUUAUUGGACA
Linum trigynum is the source of this 5100-nucleotide messenger RNA. The record is from the annotation of a GenBank genome assembly. Lineage: Eukaryota; Viridiplantae; Streptophyta; Magnoliopsida; Malpighiales; Linaceae.